AUGAAGCUUUCCAUGCUCACCCUCGCUAUGAGUGCCAGCUUGGCUCUCGCUACCCCCCUCAACCAGCGCAGCGAUGAGAUUACCAACCGUGCCCUGACUGGCGAGAACGCUGCCCUCGCCAAUGAGGCUGGUGAUAUCACUAAGCGUGCUCUCACGGCUGAGGAUGCUGCUGCAAUCACCAAGCGAGCUCUGACCGCUGAUGAAGUACGAACAGUCGCCAAGCGUGCUUUGUCCGAUCAUGAGAUCGACGCAAUUACCAAGCGGGCCUUGGCUGCUCUCGAAGACGAAAACAUUACCAAGCGUGGUGCUGGCGCAUACAAGCGUGCCGUUGCUGGCGAGGAGGCUGCCGAUAUCACCAAGCGUGGUAAUGCUGAAUACAAGCGUGCCCUCGCUGGCGAGGAGGCUGCCGAUAUCGCCGAGCGUGGUGUUGGCGCAUACAAGCGUGCCUUCACUGCUGAGCAGGGUGAUAAGAUCACCAAGCGUAGAGACAAUGUGGAAUAA
This is a messenger RNA of Penicillium antarcticum, 501 nucleotides long. RefSeq lists its product as uncharacterized. The coding region runs from base 1 to 501 and encodes 166 amino acids. Lineage: Eukaryota; Fungi; Ascomycota; Eurotiomycetes; Eurotiales; Aspergillaceae. The record is from RefSeq and is a predicted model, not a curated record. The transcript has a single exon.